Messenger RNA from Aquila chrysaetos chrysaetos, 2971 nucleotides. Its product is annotated as dehydrogenase/reductase SDR family member 9-like. The record is from RefSeq and is a predicted model, not a curated record. The coding region runs from base 541 to 1560 and encodes 339 amino acids. The transcript is spliced from 7 exons. Lineage: Eukaryota; Metazoa; Chordata; Aves; Accipitriformes; Accipitridae.
CUAAAGGAGUGCUGGAAGAUGAGAAAUUAGUCAGAGUUACAUUAGAGGUUUGAUAGCAAAACGAUAGCAAACUGUUCCUGACGUAGAAGUGAGAUAGCCAAAGGCUUGAACCCAACCAAAGAGCAGAGUGUGACAAAGUGCAGAGGAGGAGCAGGACCUGCCCAGCCCUGCUGGGUGUGGGAGAGGAGGUGAGAGGGCAGAGGAUCCUGCAGUUUCCCUCUUCACUGUUCUUCCUCUGCACAGUGACAGGGAGUUUGCAGGGAGCAAACGGAAGAGCAGAACGGGAACAACUGGGAGAGGACACAGCAGCUGCCAGGAACAGGGACAGCUUGAGGCACGACUGAGAACAGGGAGCCAUCUAGAGUCGGCAUAUUCACCCCGCAGCUACCUUCAGCCUGUAAACAGGAACCACUAAGAAGAGGAGCAAGCCUUAAACGCCGCUGUUCUCAGGGCUAAAUGUUUACCCAGGAUAAGAAGGUUUCUUGAUCUACCUUGGGUCCCUUUCUAAAGGAGAACGUGUCCAGAAGACUUCAGUAAAAAAUGCUUUACUACGUAUUAUUCUUUCUUGGAAUCAUCUCUCUGUGGUGGCAUUGGAGAGCAAGAAGGAGCGUGAAGGUUACAAAUCUUACCGGAAAAUACAUAUUCAUCACUGGAUGUGACACAGGAUUUGGAAAUAUGGCAGCAAAGGUUUUUGACAAAAAGGGAUUCCGUGUUUUUGCCAGCUGUCUGACUGAAACAGGAGCCAAAGAGUUAAAAGCUGUGACCUCGAAGCACCUUCAGACAGUGCUGCUAGAUGUGAGAGAUUCAGACAGUAUUAAAAAAGUGGCUGCAAGGGUCAAAGCUGAAGUUCAGUCAGAAGAAACAUGGAAGAAGAUCUCACUAGAGGGAUGUUUUAUACAUCUAGUUAGUGGUCUUUGGGGACUUGUCAAUAAUGCUGGGAUUAUGGGGAUAUCAGCUCCUACAGACUGGCUGGAUAUUGAGCACUUUAGAGAACCAAUUGAAGUUAAUUUAAUUGGACUCAUAAAUGUUACAAUAAACAUGCUUCCCUUGAUAAAAAAAGCAAAGGGAAGGAUAGUAAAUGUAUCCAGUGUUGGAGGUCGCCUAGCAUUCAGUGGUGGAGGCUAUUUUGCUUCAAAGUUUGGGGUAGAAGGAUUUAAUGACAGCUUAAGGAGAGAUAUGAAAGCUUUUGGAGUUAAGGUUUGUUGCAUUCAACCUGGACUGUUCAAAACAGCAUUAUCCAAUCCAACAAAAAUUAUGAAAGAGAAGGAGGUUAUUUGGAAUAAGCUUCCCCCUGAUAUUAAAAUGCAAUAUGGAGAGGACUAUUUUCAGAAAGAUGCAGCAAAGAAACAAAAGCUGUCCAAGAUGUGUCUUAACGAGGACAUUUCACCGGUCGUUCAGUGCAUGGAGCAUGCCCUAACGAGCCUCCAUCCACAUGCCCAUUACAUUGUUGGGCAGGAUGCCAAGUUGUUUUGGAAUCCCCUCUCAAGAAUGCCAGCAAUCAUACAAGACUUCCUACUGCUGCAGAACAGAGUAGAGCUUGCAGUUUCCCAUGCAAAGUAAAUAUUUGCCGAUAUAUAUCCCCCAUCACGGACAAGGCUGAUUCUAUAAGAUCUGUCCUUUAUAUUGGCAUGAUACAAACUAUGCAUGAAAUACACACGCAUUCUUUAUAAAUGUAAGAGAUAUAUCUAUUCCUCCAAUAUCUGCUACUAGUAAAAAAAAAUUAUUUCAUUUUUAACAUGUAAACCAGAAAGAACAAAAGCACUAUUAAAACUUUCAGAAAUGACUAAGAUUUUUCAGUUCCUUCGCCUUUAAGGUGCUCUGUUUGAGAACCCUUGGAGGCUCCAGUUUUCACAAAGAUCUGUAAGAAAAAUAUCCCAGGAAAAUGGGGAAUGUGGCUUUAAGUCCUGACAGCAGGAAGAGUUCGGUCAUCUCAGGCAGAGGAGGGAAUGGAAACAGGGCCUUCCUCUGGGAGAAGUGAACUCUUGCAAUAUAAACUAGGAAGGAGGGCAGAAAAUCCUCUUCCUCAUGCUGCUUUCUUCAGCAGUCACCCCUGUUCAGUUCUGAGGCCAAGGAAACUGUGGUUGCCUUUCCUUGGCACAGUCCUAACUGGAAAGAGAGCAAAAUAAAUUGCCCAAGUCAUUGAGCUGGUUGGGAUUCACACCCCUUCCUGCUUACAGGACUUUGCAAGACUUAGGUGAGGCAUUUUCCUACUCAGUAUGCUAAAUCUUGAGGAUCUCUAAAGUCCAACUCUACCCCUCUGUUGUAAAGGAUCCAUAGCUACAAAUGUAGACUGUGGAUCCAGUUACAUGGGCCCAAUACCUGAAAUUAAAGUAGUGAAGAGCUGAGGCGCUUUUUUAUUUAAAAAAAAAAAAAAAAAAGUGAGCUUGCAAGAUGGUCAAGUCUGGGAGCUAUUUCUUGGCAUAAAAAUAAUAGCCCUGUGUUUUGUGAGGUGCUGAGUAAUUCCUGUGGAGAGGUGCUGCUCUUGUUCAAUUCCUGACACAAGUGCCUGUUAAGACCCAGCUCCACUGGAAUUAAUCAUGGCAAAGUGCUUGAGAACUGCAGAGACCCCACGUCAAGUCUGUAACUGUGCAUUGCUCAGGAAGCCAUUUCCCACUGCCAUGGAAACUACUCGGCGAUGAAACAAAUGCUUUCCUCAUGCUGGUGAAUUUGCUGUGACAUGAUUGGAGUAAAGAACAGGUUACCUAGUGGCUAUACAAAUAGUGCUAGUUUUCAAUUUAGUUUCUAUGGCAUUUGCAAAACAACAAUUCUACUUUUCUCGGUGCAGCUUAUGCUUAGGCUUUAGUGGGGUCAUUUAAUUUAUGUCUCAGUUACCUGAAAAUUUACUCCUCCUAGAGCAGGUUUGAGGUGAAUACCUCUCAACUGGCUACUUUUACUGAGGUAUUGAUGGCAUUGCUGUAGUAGAUUUUACUUUGAAACCAACUUCCUGUCAAUAAAAGUGACAGAAAACCUG